Messenger RNA from Acaulospora colombiana, 446 nucleotides. The record is from the annotation of a GenBank genome assembly. Lineage: Eukaryota; Fungi; Glomeromycota; Glomeromycetes; Diversisporales; Acaulosporaceae.
UCCUUCAGAUAUAUGUCAACCUCAGCACUGAACCGGCUUUCGUUCAAGCUAUUGCAAGUGAAGGAAGAAGCUACAGCAAAAGUCUUUUCGAAAGAGCACUGAAGAUCGCUAGCGAACGAGUCCUUAAGAGUACGGAUGAACUCAAGGUGUUUGCAAAGUUUGCAGAGCGGGUGGAAGAAGUUAGAUUAGCUAUGGACGAAGAAGAAAUUACCGAGUACCCUGACGAAUUUGAGGUCGUCGACCUCUCAACCAUCAAGUCGCAUCUACUCUCCGACCCUACUGACCCAUUCAAUCGAGUUCCAUUGAAGCUUGAGGAUGUAACUCCACACGUGGAGUUACAAAAGCGAAUUCAAGAAUUCAUUGCUGAAAGAAAGGCAGCAACUGCUGCGGCGAGGGCCUCUGCGAUUACUCAACCAGACCCAACCAUGGAAAUUGAUGGCUCAUAG